Myzus persicae (green peach aphid) is the source of this 1272-nucleotide messenger RNA. It is a transcript of the gene Pex11ab, whose product is annotated as peroxisomal membrane protein 11B. Gene Ontology annotation, cellular component: peroxisomal membrane. Gene Ontology annotation, biological process: regulation of peroxisome size; peroxisome fission. The transcript is spliced from 3 exons. The record is from RefSeq and is a predicted model, not a curated record. NCBI's taxonomy places the organism in Eukaryota, Metazoa, Arthropoda, Insecta, Hemiptera, Aphididae. Bases 414 to 1118 code for a protein of 234 amino acids.
GUUUCCGACGUUGUGUCGAAAUAAUAAUAUUAUUUUAAUGGUCGCGUAAAACCCCGCCGUUUCCGAAAAGAGGAACAAUAAUAUUGGAAUAAAUGAAUAAUAAUCAACAAACUUUAUUCAUGACGAUGGUAGAAUAAAGAUUGACGACGAUGACGACGAAUGACGAUAAUACAAUUUCGUCAGAAUAUAUUAAUAAAUGUAAAUUCGUAGGAAAAUGCCGAGCGCGCGUUGACGACUCUACCUGGAAAUGGUUGUGUGCAAUUUUUGGUUUUUAACGUCCGUUUUCGCGUUCUCGUCACCGGAUCGCUGUUGAUUGGAAGACGUUGUUCCUCGUUAAAAUAUUUAAAUUUACCGUUUCUGGAGCAAGUUUCCAUUAUUCUCACCUGCCAGUCCUGUGCGUGUACCGGUGAAACAUGAACUUCGUCGUCGAUCUGAACAACAAGACAGCAGGCCGUGACAGAGUAGCGAGGUUUGUACAGUAUGGUUCAAAAACGACAUGGCAUUACAUGGAAAAAAACGACUUUGACGUCAAAUCGAUUAAAAAAUUCAAAGAACUUGAACAGUCCUUGGCAGCUUUUCGUAAAGUGUUAAGAUUUGGCCGCUUUAUUGAUUCAUUGCAUACUGCGUUGCGGACUAUUAAUCAUUCAGAUAAAACUAUUAAGUAUUCAGUGACAUUUUCAAAGAUAGCUCAUUCUUUGUAUUUGUUUUGCGACCAUUGUUUAUGGUUGAAUAGAAAUAAAUUUCUACAAAUAAAUGCAUCGAGAUGGAGUCAAGCAAGCAAUCGGUAUUGGCUACUAUCUAUAGUAAUGAAUCUUGUCCGAGAUGUUGUGGAGUUGAACAAUUUAUUUAGAGCAAUCCUGGAAAAAAAAAUUCUAAACACUCUGAAUAGAAAAGUAGCUCCUAAAGACAUCUUUACUGGAGAAGCAGUCCAAUUUGUUCGUAGUCAUAAAGACUUGUUGAUCGAUACUAUAAAAAAUAGCUGUGAUAUAAUGUUACCAUUGUCAAAUUUAGGAUUUAUUAGGUUAAGUCCAGGUACAAUAGGUGUAGUUGGUAUGAUAUCAUCAGUGCUCAGUUUGUAUACACUUGUGGACCAGAAAGCCAAGUUGCCUUAUACGUGAAUGAUUGGUUGACAUUUAAAUUUCAUUUUUGUUAGGUCAACAAGUAUCAAUACAAAAAUUUAAUACAAAUUAGGGUAUAUGUUAUGACAUAAGCUCAAUUUUAUGACACUAAUUCGUCAAAUCAAAUAUUUUUUAAAUUAAUUAGUACAUUUUA